AUGAAAGGAGUAUCGCUCUAGAACCAAUUAAAAAGGGAUAAGAAAAUGAAUAUAAAAAACUUUUAUAUAAUAGGAAUGAUUGGUUAGGGUAUGUUAUUGAUUUAAUUUAACAAUAGGAGCAUAUUCUGAGGUUUUUGAGGCUGUUUAUUUAAAGAAUAAUAAAAAAGUGGCAAUUAAGAAAGUAUUCAAAGAAUCGAUUACACAGUCUAAUAAAUAAGCAGAAAUUUAUAUUGAAAGACAUAUGAUGAAAUAAUAUUCAUUAAAGCAUCCAAGUUAGUUAUGA
Molecule: messenger RNA, 283 nt
Organism: Paramecium primaurelia
Lineage: Eukaryota; Ciliophora; Oligohymenophorea; Peniculida; Parameciidae
Source: the annotation of a GenBank genome assembly